Molecule: messenger RNA, 1887 nt
Organism: Arabidopsis lyrata subsp. lyrata
Lineage: Eukaryota; Viridiplantae; Streptophyta; Magnoliopsida; Brassicales; Brassicaceae
Product: trihelix transcription factor ASR3
Exons: 2
Coding region: 653-1681 (342 amino acids)
Source: RefSeq, a predicted model, not a curated record
UCGUUCUUAAAUUGUUGUCAACAAUGCAUCAAUGCUUUGUUGAAACCGACUACGGCAGGGAGACUAGCUAAUAUGUUUUUCCCUAAACGAUUCACCAUAUGUGUGAGGUAAAAUAUCAGCUUGUGAAUCUUCAAAAGGAAGAAAAAAACAUACCGAUUCAUAUUUCGAUUAAGCUGAGAAGUCGAGAUCCUAAACUCCCUCGUUCGUCUAUCCAGAGAACUUCUUGAGUACGGCGUCUCGUUAGAAGCUUCAUGCCGCGCUUAAAAGUUUCGUUUACUUGUACCCGUUACUCAGUUAGAUCCAUAGAAUUGUUCAACCAUAAAAACUAGAGACAUGAAACAUAGAUUAGAAAAGAAAAAGGAAUGAAGGUGUUAAUAUAGUAUUAAUGUAAUGAAAAGCAUUACUUGCUUUGUUUUUCUUCUUUUCUUUCUCAUUAUUGGAAGCAUUGUCUUUUCGAACUUGGUGACAAUCUUAGUACUACAAAACAAAAGACUUUGACCGGUCUUGGCUCAUCUCUUUCUUCUUCCCUUUCUCUAACACUUAUUUUUCUCUCUCUCUCUCUCUCUCUCUCUCUCUCUCUAGUUCUUGAAUUCAAGAUUGAAAGACACACGUAUGGCUACCUAGCUCUUGGUAAAUCCAAAAAGACACAUAUAUGGCUGAUCCAUCGAGUGGUGAACAUAUGGUUAUGAGAGAGUAUAGGAAAGGGAAUUGGACAGUGAGUGAGACUUUGGUUCUCAUAGAAGCCAAGAAGAUGGACGACGAGAGACGUGUGCGGCGAUCAGAGAAACAACCGGAAGGCAGAAAUAAACCAGCAGAGCUCCGGUGGAAGUGGAUAGAGGAGUAUUGUUGGAGAAGAGGAUGUCAGAGGGACCAGAAUCAGUGCAACGAUAAGUGGGACAAUCUCAUGAGGGAUUACAAGAAGAUCAGAGAGUACGAGAGAUUGAGGGUAGAAUCGUCUUUUAACACCAGCUCUUCUUCCUCUUACUGGAAAAUGGACAAGAGUGAGAGGAAAGAGAAGAACUUGCCAAGUAACAUGUUGUCUCAGAUAUACGACGCUUUGGCUGAGCUUGUUGGAAGAAAGACUCUUCCUUCCUCCUCCUCCGCCGCCGUAGGAAACCGUAACGGCAGCCAGAUCCUAAGAGUGUGCCAACAAAGUUUAGGAUUUGUAGCUCCGAUGAUGGCUCAGCCGAUGCAUCAAACCCCGACUACUAUUGUAUUAUCUUAUCCGCCACCGCCGCCACAAUCUCUAUGCUUAUCACUUCCUUCGCCGCCUCAACUUCCACCGUCGUCCUCAUUUCACGUUGAGCCUAUGCAGCCCACAGUAGUAAACCCACAUUCAGACAGAUCGCCGGGAAAGCGAAGGAAGACAACGCCGGGAGAAACCACCGCCGGAGGAGAGAGGGAGGCAGAGGAGGUUGCCAUUGGGGCGGCGUUAUCUAGAUGCGCGUCUGUGAUCACACAAGUGAUAAGAGAGAGUGAGGAGAGACAAGAGAGGAGGCAUAAGGAAGUGGUGAAGCUACAAGAGAGGAGACUAAAGAUUGAGGAAUCAAAAGCUGAGAUAAAUAGACAAGGUAUAAGUGGUUUGGUGGAUGCCAUUAAUCAACUCGCAACCUCUAUUCUUGCUUUGGCUUCUUCUUCUUCUUGUCAUAAUAAUCACAAUCAUCAAGGAGGUCCACCUUAAUAAUUAUAGUAAAUAGAUUCAAUUUUUAGAUGUUAAGUUGGUGAUUGGUUUGCUUAGUUAGGAUGUAGACAUGUGUAUAUAUGAAUCUUGAUUUGUAACGAUAUGUUGGCAAAUAAAGUAUUAGACCUAUAUAUCAACCAUGCAAGAUGUUCUUGUCAUGGAGUAAUUAAUGAAUCAUUAAUUAAUCAUGCAUUUUAAAAGUUGUC